Messenger RNA from Trypanosoma grayi, 1509 nucleotides. Its product is annotated as putative kinesin heavy chain. The coding region runs from base 1 to 1509 and encodes 502 amino acids. Gene Ontology annotation, molecular function: microtubule motor activity; microtubule binding; ATP binding. The record is from RefSeq and is a predicted model, not a curated record. The transcript has a single exon. Lineage: Eukaryota; Euglenozoa; Kinetoplastea; Trypanosomatida; Trypanosomatidae. Gene Ontology annotation, biological process: microtubule-based movement.
AUGUGCCUGGCAGAGAAGCAGGCACAUGUGCCGUAUCGCGAUAGUAAGCUCACGCGAAUUCUCAAGGAUUCCAUUGGCGGCAACUCACGCACCGCACUCGUUCUUUGCUGCAGUCCCUCGCAGUUAAAUGGCCACGAAACUUUGUCUUCGGUCCGCUUUGGGGCACGAGCACAGAACGUGUGCAACCGGGCGGUGGUCAACCGUCAGUUAACAGUAGAGGAACUCAAGAGCAUGUUAGACCUAGCCAAGGCUGAGAUUCAGCAUCUGCGGCAGCUUCUGCAGAAUAAACCUGGCAGGAAAUCUUCAACAGAGCCUAUGACAGCUCGAAGCCCAUCAAUCUCACAGACGGGAAAUGGGCUGCGUCGUCUUGAAGAAUUUGGGGACUACAACAAUGUGGAGGCGUUGCUGCAGCAAGGUGCACGUGAGCAACUCUCGUUGGGUGCCCUGCAGGCAGAGGUGGAGCACCUGCGUGAUGCACUGCGCGAAGCCCAAUACACAACGGACCUCCUCCAUACACAAUCCGCCAUGCAAACUUCACUCGUGCAGCUGCUGCAGGAAGAGAGUGCAAUAUGGGAGGAGGAGUUCACUAAAGCUAUGCGCGAGUUGCACGCUCAGCGCCGUUGUGUGGAUCACUACCGCACGCUCUUGCAGGAAGUGCGGGAUGAGGCAGGACUUGUGCCUCGGCAGCUGUCGCUGUAUUUGGAGCAGGUGCGUGCGAUACGCACGCAGCUGGAGGCGAGCCCCUCCGCAGUGCGCCGCAGCAAUGAUAUGCGGCAGAACAAUCAUGGCUCGUCGCAGCACAUGGUUAGCGACAGCUCGCGGCGAACCACGUCUGGGAAAGGGGCUCUGUCGAGUAGCGGUGCGGCAGCGGCACUUCACCACCGAAGGGGGGGAUCGUCUCCCCCGGAGGUUCCGGAAAGGUCUGGAGGUGCCGCUACUCCUGCAGCUUCUGCUGUCGCGCCGCGUCAUACUAACGCGCAGGGGAUACACAGUGAUAGCGAAGACUCUGAUGAUCGGUUUGUGGAUGAUGAGCACGAGAUGGUGAUGCAACGCAUGGGUGUUGUCAUGGAUGAGGUGGAACAGCUGCGCAACACCAACGGAGCACUGACGCUCGAACUGCAGCUUGCUGAGAAGAAGCUGGCAAUCCGCCACGAGCGCAUUGAAAAUCUCAAAUUUGGGUUGAGACAAGAGUGUAUAGCAAAUAAUAAGUUGCAGUGGACGUUGGGGGAGGAGCGGGCUAAUCAACGUGUGAAGCUGCAGGAGGCACGCCACGACGCGCUCCACUGGCGUCAGCGGUAUGACGACCUCCUCAACAACUCGCACAUGAGCAGCAGGAAACGCUGCGUCGAGCGUGGUGGGCAUCGCAAAAGCAGCACACCUGCAUUGGAGACCGUGCUGUUGGCGCAUGUGGCCACCUCGCCGACAGAAUCGCCCAUUACAGCAGGUCACGGGGUUAUUGUGAAGCCGAUACGUGGUGGCAACCACAAGGAGCCAGAGGAAGGCGUGUGA